Meloidogyne enterolobii is the source of this 337-nucleotide messenger RNA. The record is from the annotation of a GenBank genome assembly. NCBI's taxonomy places the organism in Eukaryota, Metazoa, Nematoda, Chromadorea, Rhabditida, Meloidogynidae.
GAAAAUGAUUUUUAAUCGACUUUAUUUUCGAAAAUCUUUAAAUUUAUUUUUGAAUACCAAAUCAUUAGCUGUCAAAAAUUUUGCUUAUUUGUCGACUGGACAUGAACAUUUUCUUAGUUUUGUGCCGGAAUUAAGAGUUGGAAUUGAAAAUGAUGGAAAAACAAAAAUUGAUUUUGAGAAACUUAAUGAAAAGGUCCUUCUUGUCUACUUCUCUGCUGGAUGGUGUGCGACUUGUAAAGGUUUUACUCCUUUAUUGAAGAAAUUAUAUAAUCAGUCGAAGGAUGAUUUGGCUAUUUUGUGGAUAUCUAGAGGUGGAAACAAUGUUUUUAAAAAAUAA